Molecule: messenger RNA, 4919 nt
Organism: Gymnodraco acuticeps
Lineage: Eukaryota; Metazoa; Chordata; Actinopteri; Perciformes; Bathydraconidae
Exons: 4
Coding region: 3442-4521 (359 amino acids)
Source: RefSeq, a predicted model, not a curated record
GCACGACCAAUUAUCUGAGCCGGCCCGGCUAAAAUAACUGGAUGGCCUACCUGCCUGUCAGCCUGCCAUCUGUGCACAAACUUAUCUCGUGCCCUCAUUGGUCACGUGCGCGUUCGUGUGUGUUGGAGGAGGGGCUCUGUAAAGAAUUCUGAAGGAACGGGCAGAUUAUUUCCGGUUGUGUAUUUUCAAAUUCUAGCGCACUCGAGCUGGUUUCUCCAUUCGUACCCACCCUACCUUUAAUAGAGUGUGGACUCGCGCUUUUGUGCAUGCUCUAUGCAGCAAAUGUGACCCGCCAUCGGAGGGCCUCCUCCCCGGGUCCACGUGCCGGUGCUUGGCGGUCGGAAGAAUAAUAUUUUACAGGACAUGACGGAGCUCAGGAGUCUGCACUUUGAAGCUCCUAGAGCGGACAAAGAUAUGUUUAUUUGCCUGAAUGAUGGAAAUAAAUAAAAAAUGCUAUUUUACAGGACAUGACGGAUAUAGGUGUAUUUUCACAGCUUUUUGGAAAUACACCAAAUGUGAUAUUGCAGGGCAACACAGAGCUCAUUUUACCCAUGUGAUGUUGUGCAGUACAUUACUGAGCUCACUUAACGACAUGGCGUACCAGGGGCACUCUAGGGCACUAAGGUCUUACCCAGAUGUCCUUAUGUGUUUAGUGAGAGUGCUUGAGUUUGGGUACACAUCUUUGCCAGGCGCACCCACAUGUGGAAAGACGAAAUAUGACGAAUAUGGAUGCUGAUGGGCGGAGGGUAGAUCACCGCAAAGGGUUUCCAGGGGCAUGAUGUUCUGUAGGGUGUGAACAUCUGGGUUUAGUCCAUGGGGGAGUGCAUAAGUCCGGGGGCCCGGGGUCUCACGGUGUGCGAUGUUAUGGAAGUGCGCAUGUUAGGGAGACAUUCUGGAGCUGCUUAGUCCGUCCUUUGGGGCUCUGUGAAGGGCCACAGAGAGGUGGUUUUCGCGGUCUGUCUCCUGGAAGUGUGACAAAAAACCUGUUUAGCCCACAAUUCCUGGAGUUUCCAGGCCGAAUUUGGGAGCUAAUAGGCGGCCUGGCAUGAGCCCCCACCAGUGGAAAGCAAAAAUAAAUAAAGAAAACAGUCAAUUAUAUCUUAAAAUAAUCAAAAAUGAAGUUUUAAAAAUUCUCGAAAAAACGACUGAGUGCCAACGGAGGAGGGGCUCCAAAAAGCUCAAGUCUUCGGCGCUUCAGGCUGAAGCCCCGGACACUUUUGCACUCCCCCGUUGCAUUUUACAACGGAAUGGGAAAUCGAGACCUCCCCUCCUCCAUCAAAAAAAUUCAUUCAUGUUUUUGAAGCUACCAUCUGCACGAAAUCGGAAACCCGGUUUUUGAGAGCACUCAGAAAAAAACCGGCUGUUUCACAUCAUGGAGGAAUGUGUCCGCUCCAUGAUCACUUUGGCUCGGAUACAAUUGUUGCCUGGAGGAUCAUGGUUCUUACCAAACUUUAAGUUUUUGAACUGGCCUCUGGAGGAAUGUAAGGGGAGUUUGAGGGGACUCUACCUGCAUUAUGAUGCACUAUUUUCGGAUACAUUUGGCCCAGUUUCAUGGUUCUCCAAAAAAGUUAACAUACUUUUUCUGCCUCUGGAGGAAUGCAAGGAGAGUUUGAGCGGACUCUACCUUCAUUAUGAUGUCAGGGGACUCUACCUGCAUUAUGAUGCACCAUUUUGGGAUACAAUUUCUCCAUUUUCACCCCUUUUCUCUGGUUCUCCCAAAAGUUAACUUGUACUUUUCCUGACUCUGGAGGAAUGUAAGGAGAGUUGUCAGGGGACUCUACCCACAUUAUGAUGCACUAUUUUCAGAUACUAUUUUUUACUUUCAUGCAUCUUUCCAUGGAUGAAUUAUUUUAUUUAUUUUAACAUUUUGGUCAAUUUCACCCAGUUUUGGCCCCCGCCUUGCCUGGAGGAUAGGACCGAGAGAUGACAGGGAUCUCUGCCCGCCUAACGAGUGCCUAAAUGGGACACCUGUAAACUGGAGAGAUUUGACAUGGGGUCUCUCCAGUUAGCUGAGUGCCAUUUUCUUGAGUCUUUUCAGGUUUCCUUCUCUGUCACUGGUUCUAUUAAUUCCUUUUACCUGGUACACUUCCCUGUACCGAGUGUCCACAGAUGGCCCGUUUAUCCACACACACAUUGGCACAAUGCUCCGGAGGAAACGGCCGAGAAAUGACAGUGUUCUCUGCCCGAUUAACGAGUGCCUAAAUGGGACACCUUUCGCACGAUGAUUGCUGUAAACUGGAGAGAUUUGACAUGGGGUCUCUCCAGUUCGCUGAGUGCUAUUUUCUUGAGUCUUUUCACGUUUCCUUCUUUGUCCCCCCCGGUUCUAUGCAUUCUACUGGGGACACUUCCCGGUACCGAAAUGCUAUGCCUCGUGCACGUGGUGUGACUCUGAUCACCAGGUACUAUGAAUUGAGACCAGUGGUCCUUUGUUGGAAUGAAGGUGGAGCCCCCCACCUCCACGCUAUAUAUUAAACCGUGGUUGACUCUGAUCACUGGGUACUAUGAAUUGAGACCAGUGGUCCUUUGUUGGAAUGAAGGUGGAGCCCCCCACCAACGCGAUAUACAUCAACUAUAUCUAUUCAAUGGAUUAAACAAACAAUAUGUUUCAUCCAUACAGAUAGAAUGGCGAGCGAAUGUCCGAUCUGUAAGAGUUCCUACCGCGCCCUGAGCAAGCACCUGCAGAGGAAUCAUAAUGUGCGUAAUGCAGAUGAAAGAAGAAUUAUUCUGUUGAUGGCCAAAGGACGAACAAACAUUAGGCUCCAUCGCUGCAUUAUUGCAGGAUGUGAGUACAUCGGGACAAGGCUGGACCGCCACUUGGACAGAGACCACUUUGAGCUGUCCCGGGAGGAAAUAUAUGUGGUUGUUAAUAAAGUAAAAAUAAAAGUGGCAAAACAGGAGCUUCGUGAACUCCGAUUGACAAACCCCACAGUAGGAAUUAUUUCCUCUUGGGAUGUGGACACUGUGGAUGAUGAGGUCCUGUCACAACCUCCACCCUUGUCCCCAGUGAUUGAAUGUGACAACCCAGACUGUAAGGAAUGGAGGAUGGAGGCAAACACAAUGAGGGCUCAGAGGGACACAGCUGCUGAGGUGAAAUCCCUGCGCUGCAAGCUGCAGCAGAGGAUAAAACAUAAGCGACAUAGGAGGGAACAGAGGGCCAAGGACAUGCAUGGGUCCGAUGAAGAGGAUGGGGAGGAACAAGAGCGGGUGUAUCUAAAGAAACGACCCCGGACAGAGUCAACGAAAAAGAGGCAGUCCAAGUCCAAAGGUCCCUCCUGCAGCAAGUCCCCCAUUCCCUCCUGCAGCAAGUCCCCCAUUGCCUCCUGCAGAAAUACCUCUCAGGCACAGACAUCCAGCUCCUCAGAACCUGCAUCCUGAGAUACCGAGGCCUCGUCAACCUCCCCUCCCAUAAAUUCCCCCUGGUUCAGCAGCAGGGGGAAUAUAAUGCGGGACAUAACAUUCCCACGCAUCAUGGAGGAGUAUCUGCAAGGCUACCGGGAGCAUUAUGAGUGCAUCGACCCUACAGUCAGGCUCCAAGAAAACGCAGUCUCCAAGAUAAGCCGAGUGAAAUCGUUCCUAACCUUCAUGGCACACGGUUUCAAGCGCCUGUCUGACUGGCUCUUUAUGAGAGAUUUGAAGAGGAUACGUGGCUGGUCCCGGAGCCUGAUAAAGUCGAGCCUACAGGUCACGACCUCUGACUUCUAUAUACAAAAUAUAGCACACUUUGUCAAAUACAUGUCAGCCACACCAUGCAAGGGGAGCAGGCUCAACCAAAAUGACAUGACCUUAAUAACACGGGAACUUGGUGCCAUCCUGAAGUCCCUGAGGAAGAAGGUGGUUAUCCACCAGAUGCAGGUGAAGCGGGACAAGAUGGAAGGUCUGCCGAGCCAUAAAGACAUCAUCGCAUGUUUGACUGCGGCCAAUACUCUCAUCCCUCAGCUCCUGGACGUGAUGGCCAGCAAUCCGACUACCGCAACCCGGCUGUUGCUCUAUGGGUACCUGACCCUCCAUUGGAGCUGCAUCUAUGGCCACCGUCCGGGGGUCUACUCGAACAUGACCAACGCCCAGGUCCGAAAGGCGGAGACAACUGGCACUGCCUUUGGCUACCUCAUCCAAGUAAGCAACCACAAGACGGCCAGCGCGUUCGGGGAAGCGCAGCUGUACCUCACCAUAGAAGAGUUUGGAUGGAUGAAGAGGUGGCUGGAUAUAAAGGAGACGCUGACCGGCACCCAGAACCGCUACUUCCUAUACACAGCGGGGAAUAACCCGUUGAGGAACCUUGCCACCUUCCUGAGGUUGGCAUGGGCUGAUGUGGGACUAAAAGGUCCCAUUAACUUCACCGACUUCCACGCAGAUAAUGCGAAGAGGUUUCAGGAUCCAGGCAACCGCCAAAGAGUGAGUGAUUUUAUGUGUCACAUUCACUGCAACUGCGGACACAUUUUAUGCCAAGAAUCCUUCUUUGAAGGAGGCUGCGGACAUACGGCUGCUCUUCAAAGUCACUGCAAGCAGCGGCAGCAGCAUUAGAAGAACCAUCAGACAAUGAAGAAGGGGGGAGUGAAGACAAUUUGGGAGAGGAGCAUAUCCCCAUUCCCUACCAAGACUCCCCCAAUGCUUCGUCAGAGAUGUCAGACGAACACUUCUACUUAAAGUUCAACGCUUGGAGAGCGGCGAAGAGGGAACAGUCAAUGGCCGAACACAGUCCCUCAGACAUGGGUGAAGAGAGGGUGCCAGACACUGCACCAACUUCACCCGAUACAGACAUUGUUACCAAUGCACAAGCCAGUGACCAACUUGCAAAUAUGCAAUGCGUUGUUCAAAUCAGUCCCCUCGUGCUGGAUGAGUGAACAAUGCUAUACUGUUAUAAAGUGACAAUGUCAAUGUAUAUAUAUAUAUUUCUGUGAAUAAAGUUUGUUAAAAUUAGU